UCUGGGGCAGCAAGUGGCCGGGCCGGGUGCCGAGCGUGCGGGGCGGGAAAGAGCACUGAGCGGCCCGCCCUCCGGCGCUGGGCUCCUUCGGCCGGCCUCAGCCCCGCGGUGGCCCUCCCGUGCCUAGCCCGCGGGUACCCUGGCCGUGGGCACCGGCGGGGCGCUCGGCGCGGGGCCGCUGGCCAGUGGCGGCAUGAAGGUCACGUCGCUCGACGGGCGCCAGCUGCGCAAGAUGCUCCGCAAGGAGGCGGCGGCGCGCUGCGUGGUGCUCGACUGCCGGCCCUACCUGGCCUUCGCCGCCUCGAGCGUGCGCGGCUCGCUCAAUGUCAACCUCAACUCGGUGGUGCUGCGGCGGGCCCGGGGCGGCGCGGUGUCUGCGCGCUACGUGCUGCCCGACGAGGCGGCUCGCGCGCGGCUGCUGCAGGAAGGCGGCGGCGGCGUGGCGGCAGUGGUAGUGCUGGACCAGGGCAGCCGCCACUGGCAGAAGCUGCGGGAGGAGAGCGCCGCACGCGUAGUGCUCAACUCGCUGCUGGCCUGCCUGCCCGCGGGCCCGCGGGUCUACUUCCUCAAAGGGGGAUAUGAGACCUUCUAUUCGGAAUAUCCUGAGUGUUGUGUAGACGUAAAACCCGUUUCACAAGAGAAGAUCGAAAGCGAGAGAGCCCUCAUCAGCCAGUGUGGGAAACCAGUGCUAAGCAUCAACUACAGGCCAGCUUAUGACCAGGGCAGCCCUGUGGAAAUCCUUCCCUUCCUCUACCUUGGAAGUGCCUACCAUGCAUCCAAGUGCGAGUUCCUAGCCAACCUGCACAUCACAGCCCUGCUGAAUGUCUCCCGGCGGACCUCCGAGGCCUGCACGACCCACCUACACUACAAAUGGAUCCCAGUGGAAGACAGCCACACGGCCGACAUCAGCUCCCACUUUCAAGAAGCAAUAGACUUCAUUGACUGUGUCAGGGAAAAGGGAGGCAAGGUCCUGGUCCACUGUGAGGCUGGGGUUUCCCGGUCGCCCACCAUCUGCAUGGCUUACCUCAUGAAGACCAAGCAGUUCCGCCUGAAGGAGGCCUUCGAUUACAUCAAGCAGCGGAGGAGUGUGAUCUCACCCAACUUUGGCUUCAUGGGCCAGCUCCUGCAGUAUGAAUCUGAGAUCCUGCCUUCCACGCCCAACCCGCAGCCUCUCUCCUGCCAAGGGGAGGCAGCAGGCUCCCCAUUUAUAGACCAUUUGCAGACACUGAGCCCUGACGUGCAGGGCACCUACUGCACAUUCCCUACCUCGGUGCUGGCGCCAGUGCCCACCCACUCAACUGUUGCAGAGCUCCACAGGGGCCCUGUGGCCACUGCCACAUCCUGCUAAGACUGGGGUGGGGUGCCAGCCCAGCCCCAGAGCAACUGUGAUUUUGUUUUUUAAACUCAUGGACAUUUCACACCUGUGCAAUACUGAAGACCUCUCUCUGUCUCACUGCCCCAGUAAGACACUGAGCGAUUAUCAGGUUUGCAGACAAACUUCAGACUGACCUCACGGAGAGGUUCUCGGGACUGAAGGAAGGCCAAGCCAUUAUGAGAGCACCGUGUGUGCUGACUACUGUACUUCCAGACCCCUGCCCUCUCAGGACCUCCUAGUCCUUGCACCUCAAGGUUCGCCUUUUCAUUUCAAGCAUAGGCAAUAAACACCUGCAGCAACAGGAAAGAGAGAAGUUGCUGGACCAGGAGAAAGGGCAGUUAGUUAGGAAGCCAAUUCAUUUUAAAGGAAGCACAAUCUCCAUCUUAUUUUUUUGAACUUUGGCAGUCUCAGUGUCUCUCUGUUGCUUCGGGGUAUAAGCUGAUCACCGCCUAGUCAGGAAAGUUAUCCUGCCGGAUUGGUAGGGACACCCUGGAUAUGCUGAUUUGAACCCUGAAAUGUUUGUGAGAUGCCCUCUGGGUCCAACGGAAACAUUUGGUUGAAGUUGCAAGAUGUUGACUCUUCUGGGUUUCAUUUUCACUGUGGGUUCUUUCCUGACCUUGGACUUUGGCAUGAUUCUUCAUCAUACUUGAACCAGUCUCCGUUGCACCAUAGACCAAAAAUCACCCCUUUGAGGUGGCAGUGGGUGCCUGGAGAAAAAGGGUACCUGCUGUGUCUUCUGGGUCAGUGGCAUUGAAAACAGUCCUUCCUCAGCUUGCUGUCCUUCUGUGUGCUCGUGUCUCGUUUCUUGUGACACUUGUUUUCCUCCCAGCCCCUGGGGGUUGUCUUCAAGCUACUGACUUCUGGGAUUUGCAGAUUGUUGCAAUGUGGUACUACUUUUCUGUCUGUAGAUUAUUUCUCCAGGGGAAAAGGCAAUAAUUUCUUAAAACCCAUGUGAAUGUGAAGAAAAGGGGUAUGUUACUGGUUGUUAUUGUUUUUUUAUAGUGCAAAAUAAAAAUAGUUAAAGGAAA
Messenger RNA from Marmota monax (woodchuck), 2403 nucleotides. RefSeq names its product dual specificity phosphatase 5 (gene Dusp5). The transcript is spliced from 4 exons. The record is from RefSeq and is a predicted model, not a curated record. The coding region runs from base 194 to 1348 and encodes 384 amino acids. Lineage: Eukaryota; Metazoa; Chordata; Mammalia; Rodentia; Sciuridae. Gene Ontology annotation, molecular function: protein tyrosine/threonine phosphatase activity; MAP kinase tyrosine/serine/threonine phosphatase activity. Gene Ontology annotation, cellular component: cytoplasm; nucleus. Gene Ontology annotation, biological process: endoderm formation; negative regulation of MAPK cascade; protein dephosphorylation.